GAGUUCUUUGGGUGUUCAGAGACUGGCAAAUACUAAGCCCACUCCUGUAGCACAGAAGUAAAAAUACAUAUAAUUCCACCUGAUGUUUAUUUGCAUGACCCGUAAUACUGGGCUACCAGAGUCUUUAGCAUCCAACAUAGAGCAGGGACAGGGAGAGAGAACUGGAGAUACCUAAAUGAUAAGAUUUUAUCUGUUUCACACUGCGUAAAUAAAAACCUACCUAAAAUUUCUUCUUCUUUUCCCCCAUAGAAUUCCCAGAAGAAAAUGGCAGCAGGAAAUCACUCCACCACAACUGAGUUCAUCCUCGCUGGGCUAACAGACAAACCAGAGCUCCAGCUGCCCCUCUUUCUUUACUUCCUAGGAACCUAUGUGGGCACAGUGGUGGGGAACCUGGGCAUGAUCACACUGAUUGGGCUCAGCUCUUACCUGCACACCCCCAUGUAUUAUUUCCUCAGCAGUUUGUCCUUCAUUGAUCUCUGCCAGUCCACAAUCAUUACCCCCAAAAUGCUGUUGAACUUCAUGACAGAGAAGAACACCAUCUCCUACCCUGAAUGCAUGACUCAGCUCUAUUUCUUUCUUGUUUUUGGUAUUGCAGAGUGUCACAUGCUGGGUGUGAUGGCUUAUGAUCGCUAUAUUGCCAUCUGUAACCCAUUGCUUUACAAUGUCAGCAUGUCGUAUCAGGUGUGCUCCUGGUUGGUAGUUGAGGUAUAUAUGAUGGGCUUGAUUGGUGCUACAGUUCACACCGGUUGCAUGCUAAGAGUGGUUUUCUGCAAGGCCAAAAUAAUCAAUCAUUACUUCUGUGAUAUUUUUCCACUCCUGGAGCUCUCCUCCUCCAACACUUAUAUCAAUGAAGUGGUGGUUUUGUGCUUCACUUCAUUUAAUAUUCUUGCACCAACCCUGGCCAUCCUUGGCUCCUAUGUUUCCAUCAUUGCCAGCAUCCUGAGAAUCAGUUCCACUGAAGGCAGGUCCAAAGCCUUCAGCACAUGCAGCUCCCACAUCUUGGCUGUUACACUCUUCUAUGGUUCUAUAGCAUUCAUGUACCUACAGCCAUCAAAUGUCAGCUCCAUGGACCAAAGCAAAGUGUCUUCUCUGUUUUACACCACUAUUGUGCCGAUGCUAAACCCCCUGAUAUACAGCCUGAGGAAUAAGGAUGUCAAAGAUGCUCUAAAUAAAAUCAUUAAGAAAAGACAAUUUUGCAUUAGCAAAGACUUAUAA
Loxodonta africana (African savanna elephant) is the source of this 1215-nucleotide messenger RNA. Its product is annotated as olfactory receptor 8G50-like. Gene Ontology annotation, cellular component: membrane. The transcript has a single exon. Gene Ontology annotation, molecular function: olfactory receptor activity; odorant binding; G protein-coupled receptor activity. Gene Ontology annotation, biological process: sensory perception of smell; G protein-coupled receptor signaling pathway. NCBI's taxonomy places the organism in Eukaryota, Metazoa, Chordata, Mammalia, Proboscidea, Elephantidae. The record is from RefSeq and is a predicted model, not a curated record. Bases 265 to 1215 code for a protein of 316 amino acids.